GCAACCCCAGUAAAAAGUUCGGUCUUCUCGCUCGAACUCGGAUCGGAGCAAAGUUUUCGCCACUUCCACGGCGAGUCAGAGGAUGAGCGGCGUUGGCGUCGGCCGCCAAGCGGAAGCCUUGAGGCUGUUCGAUGCCCACUGCCACCUCCAAGAUCGAAGAAUCGCGGCCGUUGCUCCUCAUCUCAUCCGUACAGCCCUAGACUGCGGCGUCCAGCGUUUUGCCGUCAAUGGCGUCUCCGAGGCGGACUGGCACAUCGUCAAGCAGAUGGGGGACGAGUACCCUAGCAUAAUUCCCUGCUUUGGCCUUCACCCCUGGUUUGUUGCAGAGAGAUCCCCAUAUUGGUUCAGGUCAUUGAGAGAAUUCCUCAGCGCCACGCCAGCAGCUUCCGUGGGUGAGAUUGGCCUAGAUAAAGGUUCACAUGGAAGACAAAUUGAUUUUGCACAACAGGUUGAUGUUUUUAGCCAGCAACUUCAACUUGCCAAAGAUUUAAAGAAACCAGUUUCCGUUCAUUGUGUGCGUGCUUUUGGAGACCUUUUGGAAAUCAUGUUACGCACUGGCCCUUUCCCUGAUGGUGUUAUUUUGCACUCAUAUAUGGGAUCUGCAGAAUCAGUUUCUGGGUUUGCAAAGUUGGGUUCAUAUUUUUCGUUUUCUGGAUUCCUGACAUCCAUGAAGCCACAGAAAGCAAAGAAACUGCUACUAUCGGUACCGAAAGAUAGAAUUUUAAUUGAGACAGAUUCACCUGAUGGAUUGCCAACUGCAAACACUAGUUCGUGGAUUCCAGUAUCCGUUUUGGCUUCUAAGGGAGAGCCAAGUGACCAGCUUAGUGAUCAAGCGGGAGAAGCAACAAGAUUAUCUAAGGAAACACUGAAUCAUCCUGCUAACCUUCUCAAUGUACUGAAAUAUGUGGCAACUUUGCUUGAAAUAUCUGAAGAAGAACUAGCACAGCUUAGUUUUGAAAAUACUGUACGUUUGUUCUCUUAUCCUGGGUCCAAAAUUAGUUCUGAUGGGAGCUGAGGUUUCUUCUAUUUCAUAUCAAUGUAUGAAAUGAGGAUUGAAUGUUUUAUAGGCAAUGAUUUGAUAUCUUUAUGUGCAUGUUGUAAUUACAGCAUCUCUUCAAUUUGGUGUGGAAAAUGACUUUUAAUUUAACUAAAA
Molecule: messenger RNA, 1153 nt
Organism: Zingiber officinale
Lineage: Eukaryota; Viridiplantae; Streptophyta; Magnoliopsida; Zingiberales; Zingiberaceae
Exons: 8
Coding region: 83-1015 (310 amino acids)
Molecular function (GO): hydrolase activity, acting on ester bonds
Source: RefSeq, a predicted model, not a curated record